Messenger RNA from Toxotes jaculatrix (banded archerfish), 790 nucleotides. Its product is annotated as histone H2B 5. NCBI's taxonomy places the organism in Eukaryota, Metazoa, Chordata, Actinopteri, Toxotidae. Bases 103 to 483 code for a protein of 126 amino acids. The record is from RefSeq and is a predicted model, not a curated record. The transcript has a single exon. Gene Ontology annotation, cellular component: nucleosome. Gene Ontology annotation, molecular function: structural constituent of chromatin; protein heterodimerization activity; DNA binding.
AAGGGACUAGUGAUGGGGGCGGCAUCCUGAUCUGUGUUUCCCUUUUCCUGUCGCUAUACUGACGUUUUCUACGGAAGAGAGAGCGAGAGAGAGGAAAAAAAAAUGCCUGAUCCAGCAAAAUCAGCUCCUGCGCCCAAGAAGGGCUCCAAAAAGGCCGUGACCAAAACCCAGAAGAAAGGAGACAAGAAGCGCCGCAAGAGCAGGAAAGAAAGCUACGCCAUUUAUGUGUACAAGGUGCUGAAGCAAGUGCACCCAGACACGGGGAUCUCCUCCAAGGCCAUGGGCAUUAUGAACUCGUUUGUCAACGACAUCUUCGAGCGCAUCGCCGGGGAAGCGUCGCGCCUGGCGCACUACAACAAGAGAUCCACCAUCACCUCCAGGGAGAUCCAGACCGCCGUCCGCCUGCUGCUGCCCGGCGAGCUGGCCAAACACGCCGUGUCCGAGGGUACCAAGGCCGUGACCAAAUACACCAGCUCCAAAUAGAGGCGGACAUAAGCUCGGCACGGAGGUGGUGGUGAUGGUGGUGGUUGGAAGAGAGACAGAGGGGGGUGGACAACAUCACCUGUGUCGGAAAACUGCGUUUGUGAUUUUGCACCAUUGCCGUUUCUGAAGAGUGAUGAAUGGCAACUGAACACAGGCCUUACGCUGAAUGUCUUGGGAUGUAGUGAACUGUAGCUGCCAUUUUGUUUUAAAUGAGUGUGGUUUUGUUUUUGUUUUUUUUGUUGUUGUUUUUUGUCUGAGCUGUGUAACGUUUUUAACGAGUCAUUGAAUAAAUUGAGAUGGAAUGUCA